CCCGAAACCAUAGAAUUACCCCUCUACAACCUGUCUCCUUCCACAACUCUCGAAAGUGCAGAGUAUAAUGAGCGAAAAUGUCAGAAAGCAGCAGCGCCAAUACAUCAUGCGAGUCCAAAAUUUUAUCAGGACAUGCAACACAACUACUUGAGCAAACAAGGCAGGAUUUUGCAGAAAACCUCCGUUCUGCUACGCCUCCGUCCCAGUCACCCGCUUUAUACCUAAGGUUAGAGCCCAACAAUGCGCUAGUGGCAGAGAUUGAGAAGCAGUUCAAAAAGAAGUCGCAUCAUUGCUAUGUCGCUGUCUUUUUCCGCGGAGAAUUUACGGUUGGGGAAAUGUACGAUACAAUUAUCAUUCCUCUGGAAAAGAUCGGGAAUGCGCAUGCAAGAUCAAAAGAUACCUCAUCUGGAAGCACACUUGACUGGAGUGGGUUAAAGUAUCUGCAAAUCAAGGAUAGGUUUAUUUUCAUUGUUGAUGGUGGCCAUCUUAGUAGCGUGGUUGUGGCAUUUGAGAGGAACUUGGACAAAAAAACAAUAUGAAAUAUAGCUGGGUCGGAUGAGCAAUGCCUGUAAAUUGAUACAAUUCUGU
This is a messenger RNA of Aspergillus sclerotioniger CBS 115572, 588 nucleotides long. RefSeq lists its product as uncharacterized. The record is from RefSeq and is a predicted model, not a curated record. Lineage: Eukaryota; Fungi; Ascomycota; Eurotiomycetes; Eurotiales; Aspergillaceae. The transcript is spliced from 2 exons. The coding region runs from base 78 to 539 and encodes 153 amino acids.